CUAUUCUGGUUUGCCCUUUUUCCUCCGUCAUGUCAGGUCGCGGAAAGCAGGGCGGCAAGGCUCGCGCCAAGGCCAAGACGCGCUCGUCGCGCGCCGGGCUCCAGUUCCCGGUGGGCCGCGUCCACCGCCUGCUCCGCAAGGGCAACUACUCGGAGCGGGUCGGGGCGGGCGCGCCGGUGUACCUGGCGGCCGUGCUGGAGUACCUGACGGCCGAGAUCCUGGAGCUGGCGGGCAACGCGGCCCGCGACAACAAGAAGACGCGCAUCAUCCCGCGCCACCUGCAGCUGGCCAUCCGCAACGACGAGGAGCUCAACAAGCUGCUGGGCCGCGUGACCAUCGCGCAGGGCGGCGUCCUGCCCAACAUCCAGGCCGUGCUGCUGCCCAAGAAGACCGAGAGCCACCACAAGGCCAAGGGCAAGUAGAUCUGGCAGAGUUUCCACCUGCCCAAGCCAAAAGGCUCUUUUCAGAGCCACCCACUUAAUGAACCAAAAGAGCUGUGCCUUUAAGCCAUUGUUGGCAUAGCAAGGUUUAAAUACUGACCUGCAAAAAAGAAGAGGUUGCCUAAGGUAUUUGUGAAUCUGUCACUUGACCCGAGAGUCCCUAAACUGAAGUCUUUGGAAGAAAAAAGACUUGCUUUACUGAACCCACGAGAGCAAAAUUUGGGUAUUCUUGAUUUCUCUGCAGGAUCAAAUGUCCAUCUGGGACACAAACUUGGCAUCCUGUUACUGGGCUACAGCAAGACCUGAGGCCUCAGGGUUAGUUAGAUCCCUAGCACUCUUGGCGGCCUCUCAGAAAAACAGCCCAAGAAAGCUGGGCUGGGAACUUCCAGCAUAUCAGACAGGAAGAAAUCCUGUAGGAUCUGUGCUGCAACAGCCACAGCCUAAACUGCAUAAAAGGGAAUCUCAUGGCUGAGCGGUGGGAGGGUAUUCUCGCAUCCGCCUCUCAGUGUGGAGAGCUGAUUCUAUCCUCUUAAAAGUUUGCUUUGCUGCCUUCCA
Molecule: messenger RNA, 995 nt
Organism: Nyctereutes procyonoides (raccoon dog)
Lineage: Eukaryota; Metazoa; Chordata; Mammalia; Carnivora; Canidae
Product: histone H2A type 1-B
Exons: 1
Coding region: 30-422 (130 amino acids)
Cellular component (GO): nucleosome
Molecular function (GO): structural constituent of chromatin; DNA binding; protein heterodimerization activity
Source: RefSeq, a predicted model, not a curated record